GAGAGAAUCCUCAAACUCCUACAAACUCCAGGCUGAGGACCGUUGAGUCUUAUAAAGGGUCUAGAGCUCUCGGAUACAGGACGGGACGCUACUUGGAUGUCACAGUCUUUCACUCUCCUAAGGGAUCAUAUUAAUUAUUUAAAGGUUUUCUAUUUUUACAUUUUUGAAGUUACUUUCCCGUCGCGACGUUCUCAUCCAGGAUAGAUGAUUCUGUGCAGCUGGCUGAUGCAGUCCGCCCUUCAUCAUUCUUGGGAAUCCAGAACGUUCGGAUAUUCUGUUGAUCCCGACUUUAUUCUUCUUUAGGACACUUUCUAUUUUAUGGAAAAACGGAGGACAAUAUCACAAAUCAUUACAAAAUGGAUUUAAAUCCAAGCGUAAAAUGUAAAAUAGUUGUCGUUGGUGAUAGUGAAUGUGGGAAAACCGCUCUACUAAAUGUGUUUGCAAAAGAUUCAUUUCCUGAGGGCUACGUUCCCACGGUGUUUGAGAACUACACGGCCAGUUUUGAAAUCGAUACGCAGAGAGUUGAACUCCGUCUGUGGGACACUUCAGGCUCUGCAUACUAUGACAAUGUGCGACCUCUCUCCUACCCGGACUCUGAUGCAGUCCUCAUCUGCUUUGACAUCAGCAGACCAGAGACCCUGGACAGUGUACUGAAGAAGUGGAAAGGAGAGAUUGAGGAAUUCUGUCCCAACACCAAGAUGCUGCUGGUGGGGUGCAAGUCAGACCUACGCACUGACCUUUUUACCAAAUCUCACUCUGGCCAUACCCCAGUGUCCUAUGAUCAGGGCUCUAACAUGGCCAAGCAGAUCAGUGCUCCGUACAUGGAGUGUUCGUCUCUGCAGUCUGAGAACAGCGUCAGAGACCUCUUCCACGUGGCCACGCUGGCCUGCGUCAACAAGGGCAACAAGAACGUCAAACGCAACAAGUCCUCCAGGACCACCAAGAGGAUCUCGCACAGCAGACCUGACCUGCCCACGGUGGUGUCAGACUUCCAGAAGACUAAAACUAAGACCUGUGCUGUUAUGUGACUGGGAUGAUGUCAUUAGAGAGACUGGGGGACACUGUGAACAUGCUAAUGAGCAUUUGAAUUUUGGACAACCAUGAAGAGCUUUAUGCACUAUUAGUGUGCCAACUGAAUGAGGGAUGGUGUUGAGAUGGUGAAAACAGCUAUGCUGUGGUUGCAUGUUAUACCCUGCUUUUUUACAAGCUAGGGGAAGCAUAAAAACAAGGUGUGAACGAACACAUCAUGAACUAGAUGUGUUCCAGACAGUCGUCACUAAAGAGCUCUACUUUUAUUCUCAGCUUGAACUUGAAUCCUAUGGUUUAGAACACAGGCAGGCCUGAAGAAUCCUAUGGUUUAGAACACAGGCAGGGUUGAAGAAUCCUAUGGUUUAGAACACAGGCAGGCCUGAAGAAUCCUAUGGUUUAGAACACAGGCAGGGUUGAAGAAUGCUAUGGUUUAGAACACAGGCAGGGCUGAAGAAUCCUAUGGUUUAGAACACAGGCAGGGCUGAAGAAUCCUAUGGUUUAGAACACAGGCAGGGCUGAAGAAUCCUAUGGUUUAGAACACAGGCAGGGCUGAAGAAUCCUAUGGUUUAGAACACAGGCAGGGUUGAAGAAUCCUAUGGUUUAGAACACAGGCAGGGUUGAAGAAUCCUGACUAUUGAAAAGCUUCCAUUUCUGAAGUGUUACAAGUACAAGUGUUUUGGGGUCUGCUGUUUCAAGGAUCCUGUGUUCUUCUAUGUAAUGAACCAAAAUUGUUGUGAGGAGAGACAAUGAAGGAUAUGAGAGCAGUUAGAUUGUGUAAUGUCCUGAGAAGCAAUGAUGACAACCAAGAUAUACUGUUACCCGUUCUGACAUCUGUGUUGUCUGAGCAGAUUGAUGCAUGUCACGUUAUGUCACCAUUUACAUUCCCUUUUUCUUAAAAUGUUGCCCUUUUCUGAAUCUGUUCCUUACAAUGUAUUAUUCUAAAACAAUGUCAAAAUAGUUCAUUUCAGAACUGUCAAUUUGCCAUGUUUAAAUGUACUGUAGUCAUGUAAAUGUGGUACAUGUUUGAAUUUAUACUUAUACACGUAUAAGCCCAUCA
This is a messenger RNA of Salmo salar (Atlantic salmon), 2086 nucleotides long. RefSeq names its product rho-related GTP-binding protein RhoE. Gene Ontology annotation, molecular function: GTP binding; GTPase activity. Gene Ontology annotation, biological process: small GTPase-mediated signal transduction. The record is from RefSeq and is a predicted model, not a curated record. NCBI's taxonomy places the organism in Eukaryota, Metazoa, Chordata, Actinopteri, Salmoniformes, Salmonidae.